GGAAAAUCUGGGGAUAAUUUGGGAUAUUUCGGGAAUUUGUCCCCAAAUUCCGCUCCGGGACUCCCCAGAGCGGGGGAGGGGACCCCAAAAACGUCCCCAAAUAGCCCCGGAAGUGACGUAACGCCGCAAGGAGGCCGCGCCCACCCCGACAAAGCGCUGGCCAAUCAGGAGCCGCGGCCACGCCCCCGGUGGGCGGGGCCAGGGGAAGAUGGCGGCGCCCGUGCGGGACCGGGAGGCGCUGCAGAGGCUGAGCUUCCUCUUCCAGGCCGCUCACUGGGCCGCGUCGGCGUCCCCGGCGCUCUCGCGGUUCCUGCUGCGCACCCAGCGAGCGGCCGCGCGGCGCCUCGUGCUGCGCAUGGCUCCCUCGGUCAAGCGCCGCUGGUGCCGCCGCUGCUGCUCGCUGCUGGCGCCGGGCCGGGGGGCGGGGGUGCGCCUGCGAGGGCGUGGCCAGCCCCGCCUCGUCCUGCGCUGCCUCACCUGCGGCCACGGGCGGCGCUACCUGUGCAGGCCGGAGCCACGCCCACCCGGGCCACGCCCACCCGGGCAGGACACGCCCACGGGUCAGUGGGGGCGGGGCGAGGAGGAAAAGGGGCGGGGCCAAAUCCAAACAUGGGAACAUGGGCGUGGCCAAACCAAAUAA
Messenger RNA from Motacilla alba alba, 640 nucleotides. It is a transcript of the gene RPP21, whose product is annotated as ribonuclease P/MRP subunit p21. The record is from RefSeq and is a predicted model, not a curated record. Bases 209 to 640 code for a protein of 143 amino acids. Gene Ontology annotation, biological process: tRNA processing. Lineage: Eukaryota; Metazoa; Chordata; Aves; Passeriformes; Motacillidae. The transcript has 4 exons. Gene Ontology annotation, cellular component: nucleolar ribonuclease P complex.